Molecule: messenger RNA, 1948 nt
Organism: Hydra vulgaris (swiftwater hydra)
Lineage: Eukaryota; Metazoa; Cnidaria; Hydrozoa; Anthoathecata; Hydridae
Product: protein AF-17
Biological process (GO): regulation of transcription by RNA polymerase II
Cellular component (GO): nucleus
Molecular function (GO): nucleosome binding; histone binding
Source: RefSeq, a predicted model, not a curated record
GGUGCUUUAGAAUCGAGCCAAUGCGAUGAUGCAUGUAAUUCUUCCGUUUUGCCGCAGCUGUAAAUAUGCCGAAAAAUGGUUCGAGAAAUGAUAGGAGGUUGUUGUGUGUGUUUGGAUGAGAGAGGAUGGACUGAAAACCCUUUAGUUUACUGCGAUGGUUCCGGGUGUAACGUUGCUGUUCACCAAGCCUGUUAUGGGAUUAACAAAGUUCCAAGUGGAUCGUGGUUUUGUUGCAAGUGUCAAUCACAAGAACGUCUUGCUCGAGUGAAAUGCGAGCUAUGUCCGAUGCGAGAUGGAGCGCUAAAGAAAACAGAUAAUGGAGGUUGGGCCCAUGUUGUUUGUGCUUUAUAUAUACCUGAAGUACGCUUUGGUGAUGUUGGUACUAUGGAGCCAAUAAUAUUAUCAUCAGUUCCACAUGACAGGUUUACCAAGCUGUGUUAUAUUUGUGAGGAUAGUGGCAGAGAAUCCAAAAGUGGUGCAUGUAUGGCAUGUCAUAAAAUAGGAUGCAAGCUGUCUUUUCAUGUGACAUGUGCCCAAUCAAAAAGACUAUUAUGUGAGGAAGCUAGUGUGAAUGGGAAUGUUCAAUAUGUUGGAUAUUGUUCAAAUCAUUCCUGUAAAAAGCAGAAACAAGCUCAGCAAUCUACAUAUGUCAGUGAAUCUGAAGUUAAAAAACAUUUCAAAGAUACAAAGUCGCGUUCUAGAAAUGAAAGUACUUCUAGCAACACUUCACUUGACUCUACUAGUAAAAAUAAACAAUCUUCUAAGUUUCGUCUAUCUGAUUUACACACUCUAACAAAUGUUGUAGAAUUUGUAGAUGAAAUAUCACCUGCCACAGGUGAUGGUCCCUCUAGUUUAUCAGACCCAAAAAAAGCAAGAAAAAACAUUGAUUCUGAAUUAACUUCUUCAAACUCUUUUAACUCAAAACACUUGUUUAGUAUAAACGAUUUACUAAAUGAAGAAAAACCUAAGCAAAUUUCUCCAUUAAAUACGCCUACCACAACUUCAUGUUUAAAAGAUAAUGAAAAUUCUUCAUCUAUUCGUAAUAUAGACAAUGUAAAAAAAAACAAAAGAAAAACUAAAGAAGAGAGCUUACUUCAAAAUAAACGUGCUAUUAAGGAAGAAAUUUUACUUAAAAACAAACAUGUAAAUGACCCUAACAAGAAACUAAUUAAAAAGAAAAGAAGCAAAAAUGAAGGAGAGAAAAAAAAAGAAGAAACUAACAAAGAGCAAAGCGUGUUAUUUGAACCAUCACAAAUUAAUCUUGUUGAAAAUGGAAAAAUUGGAUCAUGGGAUAAAUUUGUAUCCAAUCAAAAACAACCUGCAAACAAUUUUCAGGAAUUUCUUGAACAGCAGUGGAAUGAUACCAUACAUUUUAUUACAUCAAAGACACAGCAUUUCGACGUUGCGUCACUUUUGUCUUGCUUACAAUACUUGAAAUCUGACAACAUGAAGUUGGAAAAGAAACUUGCUGAACUUCAAUCUAGACGAGACCGCUUGCUGGGCUUAACUUCCCGUCUAGCUGUCUCCUUUGACAGUGAGAAUGGAAAUACUAAUCCCCUGUCUGCAAUGUUAUCAAAGUUAAAUGAAUCUUCUCAAAAUACUACUCCCAGCACGAUUCCAGAUAAAAAGUCUCCUCAAACUGCAAACGUAAAAGAAAGAGGAGUUGUUUCUUCCCCUGAUUUAGAUAUGUUAGCAGCUGCAAGUGCAAAGUUUGUGUCGGGUGAAGCUUUUUCUGCUCCUCUUCAAGAAACACCAGAACUUUCAAAAAAUAUGAACGAAAAUAAAUUCUCUAGAACAUUUACUCCUAGUGAGUUUUUUGGCAAAGAUCUUAUUCAGUUGCCUCCUUAAUAUUGUUGCUUUCAAAUAAUACUCUGUAUAUUGUGUAGAAUUGAUUUUUUCAUUUUAUAUUUAAUGUAUAUAUUUAAGAGUUAUACUACAAAUUAGAUUU